AUGACAAGGGACAGUUCGGACCACGCUGGUGUUUCACCACAGCCUCCUCCUUCUCCUUUCAAUAGACCUGGCAUAUUUCAGACUUCUUUGGAAACGAGUCCAGUAAAUACUCAGCUGAGAGCUGGUCCGAGUGCUUUGGGACAAGGUGUGGGAGGAUUUCCUGCCUUCAGUUUCAAUACGCAUGCUCCCUCCACCCAUGGUUCUCUUGGAUCUCUCAAUCACAACUUGAUGCCGGAUGGAAACAGUGCGACUAAUGUCUCACAGAGGCAGGGCAGUGCUCGACAGCCACCUACCAUGGUUUCCGUAACGUCCUCAACAUUCCCUGUGAUUGUGUCUCCUCAAGCUUCGACUACGCUUACUUGGGUUGACGAACCCGAACCAAAACCGUCUGCGUCGUCAAACAAGCGACAACGUGGAUACAAAAGGCGCUUGUCAAAGAACGCCUGUAUCUGGUGUUACAAAAUCAAGAAAGGAUGCGAUUCAAGUGUACCAUGUGAACGCUGCAGAAAAGAUAACCGUCAUUGUGUUCGGGACGGGUUCUCCUCAUUGUGCAUGGCAUUGACAAUCAAACAAGGAGCUCACUAUCAGCUGGCUCCCGGCAACUUUGAAAUCGCCCAAGCAAAGCUAGAACAGUUAAAGGAAUAUUUGCAUCCGCUUUAUUCGCAGGUCGUAGUCCGUUGGUAUUUCCACUCUGACAGUCAACAAUAUCAUGAGAUUUCAGUCGCUACCAAUGAACUCUCAUUGCAUCAGGUUGACACUAUUCCGAGGGCACCUUUGGCCGACAUGGCAUUGGAAUGUACCCCAGCUUUUCUUUGGCCCUCCGAUCCCACCGACAACCUGCAGGAAAAUGCGCAUCGCAUGCUCGGCUUGAUUGCAGCGAUAAAACAGCUAUAUAAAUCUGAUUGUUAUACGGAAGCUGUGACUAUUCCGAGUGCCAGGGUAGUUGUAUUCUUUCUAAUGAUUGUCUAUACAAUGGAACUGUGCGGAGUGUCGCAUUGGUUGGCUAAAGGGAUCUAUGAGGCCCUUCCAAGGAAGCCAAAGGACUCUAUGCGGCAUGCAAUGCGCAUCUACCUUCAGGUCAUUGACGAGAUGAUCAAUCUGCAACCCCCAAACUCGUUGCUGUCGGACAUUCUCACGUCACUGCACCCUCGGCUACCUGUUUUGAGGGCCCUCUUGCGCCGGCUUCUUUAUGGAAGAGCCGACGCAACGUUUGACGUGGAUGACAGUUUCAGCUCGGAUCUACCCAAGUUUGAUAUCACGAUCGGGCUUCCGCUUGAAAUGGUCAGCUUCCCACAACGUAUAGGCCAGAACCAGUCACUUUAUCCUAUCAAUGUGUUGCUAUGCUCAGACUUCAAUGAGAGCUUUCCCACCACUUUCGAAACAAUCGAUCCUUCGUACUUGUCACCCGAAAUUGAUCAGACUACCACGAUCGCUGAUGCUGAAGCUUCAACUGCGCCGUAUACUAGCGAGUAUCCUACUUUAUUCAGCAGCGUAAUUGGAGCCUCUCAGGAUACCGACCCAACAUAUUCUUAUCCAGAUACGACGGGGUUCGCGUCUCAAUUGGGCUCCCUGUCCGGUUACGACUUUUUGGGGGAGUCGUCUGCUGAAGACUUUGCACAUAUUGGAGAACAUUUGCCUUUUUGAAUCCUCGGAUGUAUAUCAUUAAGCGAAGCGA
Molecule: messenger RNA, 1675 nt
Organism: Talaromyces stipitatus ATCC 10500
Lineage: Eukaryota; Fungi; Ascomycota; Eurotiomycetes; Eurotiales; Trichocomaceae
Exons: 2
Coding region: 1-1644 (547 amino acids)
Biological process (GO): regulation of DNA-templated transcription
Molecular function (GO): DNA-binding transcription factor activity, RNA polymerase II-specific; zinc ion binding
Source: RefSeq, a predicted model, not a curated record